Messenger RNA from Trematosphaeria pertusa, 810 nucleotides. RefSeq lists its product as uncharacterized. The record is from RefSeq and is a predicted model, not a curated record. Lineage: Eukaryota; Fungi; Ascomycota; Dothideomycetes; Pleosporales; Trematosphaeriaceae. The transcript has a single exon. Bases 1 to 810 code for a protein of 269 amino acids.
AUGAGCAGCGGAGGCAUCCAGCUCUCCCCCGCCGAAACGAACGGCACCGGAGCCCUGUUAUCCGCCGACAAGUCUUCCAAAAUCGAAAAAUGGCUCGAUGCCUUUCCCCCCUCCCCCUUGGACUUCGAAGAAGCAUACACCGAACGCGAAGCCACGCUCGCGCACUACCACGACUGGCACGACAUGCACCAGCACGACGCCCUGCACAUCCUACACAAACUCGACGCCUACGAGCGCAGAUACCGCGCCCUCGGCUUCACAUACCAUACCGUUCCGCACGCGCUGCGGCACUCACCCACGCUCCAGGGUUGUCGGGCAAUAGGACCAGGGGUCCUCCACCGCUUGGGCGGCGUCUUUGAACCGGCGACUCCGCAGUCGGAGCAGCCGUUCUUCCUCGCGUGGCGCACAUGCGCGUCACUCGCUGCUAAGGUUAUCGCUGAAGCUCGGGAGUUCCUUGACGCGGCUGAUAUUCCGGCUCUCGAGGCUGUGCAUAGGCGCUGCGGGUACCUUCUUCGCGUGGCUGAGAGGGAAUUGAAGGCUAUUAGAGGGGCGAUGCGCGCGGUUAGAGAUAUGGUGGAAGAAGUAGCCGGGAGGAUCGAUCCGGCUGCUCACCCUGCUGCGGACCUGAGUCAGGCGUUUGGAGUCGAGGGCGGGUUGUUUAGGCGGUGGAUUUGGACGUUUCCAGAGGUGCAGGGGAAGGCGCCAUUGGCUAGUAGAGUGGAAUUUGAGGCUAUUGCUCAGGAUAUGAUUACUAAGGGAGUGAUGGAGGGGAGGUGGUGGAGUGGGAAGUAUGGAACUUCUGGUGAGUAG